AUGGAAUUAAUGGAUGCCCUUUCUUUAGAUUUAUAUGGACAAUUACACCCUCUAGUACUUGGUGCUUGUACAGUAGCUAUUGUAGAAGGACUUAAACACCUUUGGGAUAAUUCUAUUAUACAUAGAGAUAUAAAGCCAAGCAAUUUUCUAGUAAAUUCUUUUGGUGAAGUUAAAUUAGCAGAUUUUGGUGUUUCUAAACAAAUGGCACAAUCAAUUGCUUGGUCCUAUGUAGGCACCAAGGUUUAUAUGGCCCCGGAGAGAAUAAAUGGAAAUGUUUACAACGUAGCUAGCGAUAUUUGGAGUUUGGGUAUUUCAUUGGCAGAAAUGGCUUUGGGCCAAUUCCCAUUCAUAAAUGAUUUAAACAAAAAUAUAAAGUCAACAGAAUCUCUAAUUAUUAAACCUGAACAUAUUUUUGCUUUACUUUCUGAAAAACAAUUAAUAGCUAUUGGAAAUGGAUUUACUGAGGAAUUACUUUAUGGAUGUUUAAAGUUAAACCCCAAUCAAAGAUUUAAUGGAAAUGCAAUUAUUUCAACUAAAUUUUUAUUAGCACAUCAACCAAUGAAUAAAAACAUUGUUGCGGAUUUUAUUAACGAAAGGCGUAAAAAUGGUUUACUUCAAAAACAAAAUACAGAAAGCUAA
Meloidogyne enterolobii is the source of this 639-nucleotide messenger RNA. NCBI's taxonomy places the organism in Eukaryota, Metazoa, Nematoda, Chromadorea, Rhabditida, Meloidogynidae. The record is from the annotation of a GenBank genome assembly.